Messenger RNA from Cydia strobilella, 16010 nucleotides. It is a transcript of the gene kst, whose product is annotated as spectrin beta chain. NCBI's taxonomy places the organism in Eukaryota, Metazoa, Arthropoda, Insecta, Lepidoptera, Tortricidae. The transcript is spliced from 85 exons. Gene Ontology annotation, molecular function: phospholipid binding; actin filament binding. Gene Ontology annotation, cellular component: plasma membrane; cortical actin cytoskeleton; cell junction. The record is from RefSeq and is a predicted model, not a curated record. Bases 92 to 12502 code for a protein of 4136 amino acids. Gene Ontology annotation, biological process: actin cytoskeleton organization.
AAGAGAGAUCUAAUUUUUGAAACCGACUGUACAGAUACGAAACCAAAGAUUUAGUUAAGUAGUGUAGUGUACAAAUGUGCGAGACACGAAGAUGCAGCGGCCUCUGAGCAACGUGAGCGUGCAGUCCUACCAGGACUAUCAGCCCAGCAGAAAAUAUGGGCCGCAGUAUGAGCCGGGCGGCUACGCGGCCGCCGUCCAGCAGCGCAGCAACAUGACUCAGCGGGAAGACGCGCUCAAAUUUGAGCAGGGCCGCAUCAAGGCCUUACAGGAAGAACGGUUACAUAUACAGAAGAAAACAUUCACAAAAUGGAUCAACUCGUUUUUACAAAAGGCCCGCAUGGAGGUGGAGGACCUGUUCACGGACCUGGCGGACGGCAGGAGACUCCUCAAGCUGCUAGAGAUCAUCAGCGGCGAGCGCCUCCCCCGCCCCAACUCGGGCCGCAUGAGGGUGCACAAGAUAGAGAACGUGAACAAGAGUCUCAGCUUCCUGCAUACUAAGGUGCGGUUGGAAUCGAUUGGUGCCGAAGACAUCGUGGACGGCAACCCGCGGCUCAUCCUCGGUUUAGUGUGGACCAUCAUCCUGCGCUUCCAGAUCCAGGAGAUCGAGAUUGAUGUCGACGAAGAAAAUGAAUCCUCCGAAAAGAAGUCAGCCAAGGACGCCCUGCUGCUGUGGUGCCAACGCAAGACCAGCGGAUACCAUGGUGUCCACAUCCACAACUUCUCAGACUCCUGGCGCUCCGGGCUCGGGUUCAACGCCCUCAUACACGCGCACAGGCCGGACCUGUUCCGCUGGGCGGACCUCCCAGUUCAGGACCACGUGGAGACCCUCAACCACGCCUUCGAUGUCGCGCACAAGAACCUCGGCAUCCCCAAGCUGCUUGACGCUGAGGAUGUGGACAUCAACCGUCCCGACGAGAAGUCGGUGAUGACGUACGUGGCCAGCUACUACCACACGUUUGCGCGCAUGAAGAAUGAGCAAAAGAGCGGCCGCCGGAUUGCCAACAUUAUCGGGCAACUGAUGGAUUGCGACGGUCGCAAGGCGGAGUACAGCCGCCUCGUCACCACGCUGCUCGAGUGGAUUCGGCUCAAAAUCGAAGAGUUGAAUGGUCGGGAGCUUCCCAACUCACUGGACGGCAUCCAGAGGUUGCUGCUGGCGUUUAAGCAGUACAGAACUGUGGAGAAACCCCCCAAAUACAAGGAGCGGUCCGAGAUUGAAGCCCUAUACUUCGACAUCAACACGAUGAACAAAAGUUUGGUGGGAGAGGCGUGGGCGCCGCUGGAGGGGCAGCUGCCGCAAGACCUGGAGCGCGCCUGGCAGCGCCUCGAGCAGGCGGAGCACGCGCGCGAGAUCGCGCUGCGCACGGAGCUGCUGCGACAACAGCGGCUCGAGCAGCUCAACUACAAGUUCAACACCAAGUCGGUGCUCCGCAAGGGCUACCUGAAGGAGAUGAUCCAAGUACUCUCGGACCCUCGCUACGGCUCCAACCUGGCGCAGGUGGACGCCACCGUCAAGAAACACGAGGCCAUCUCUGCAGAUAUCCUCGCCAGGACCGAACGCUUCGAGGACCUGUCCGCCAUGGCGGCCGAGCUGGUCCGCGAGAAGUACCACGGCGCGGACGCGGUGGCGCGCACCGAGCAGGCCGUGCUGGCGCGCUGGCAGGAGCUGCUGGCGCUGCUGGCGCGGCACAGGACCUCGCUGGCGGCUCUAGCGCGCCUCAUGUCGCUGCUGCGCGAGUGCGACACGGUGCGCGGCACGCUCUCCGACAUGCAGGCCGUAUUCCAAUCGGAAGAAGUGGGGCGGCACCUAGUGGACGUGGAGCGCCUGCUGCAGGCGCACGCGCUGCAGGAGCUGCAGCUGGGAGCGCUGCACGAGAGCCUGCGGCGGCUGGCGCGCCAGGGCGAGGGCGAGGGGCACAAGGAGCUGGCGGCGCGCCUGCAGGGGCUGCAGGACGGAUACGACAGUUUGUUAGCGGCCGCCAAAGACCGAAAAGCGAGAUUGGAAGACGCUAGAAACCUCUACCAGUUCCUGGAAGAUCACGACGAGGAAGAAGGCUGGGUGACAGACAAGCAGCGCAUCUGCCGCGCCGACGUGGCCGCUAAAGACCUCCGCGGCGUGCUCGCGCUGCGACAGAAACAUACCGCGUUGCUGACCGAGCUGCGGGCCAGGGACCACGUGUCGCAGCGGCAUCGCGCUAAGGGACAGAGCCUGAUCGACGCGAAGCACCCGAAGAGCGCCGAGAUCGAACGUCGGUUGGCAUCGCUCGCCCAGCAGUGGGCCACGUUGCGCGAGCUCGCCGACGCCAGGGAGAAGCAACUUGAAGAUGCUGCCGAAGCACAUCAGUUCUACGGCGACGCGAACGAGUCGGAAUCGUGGAUGAAGGAGAAGCGCCCCCUGGUGGCGAGCAGCGACUGCGGGCGCGACGCGCCGUCCGCCGCCGCGCUGCUCGCGCGACACCGCGCGCUGCACGACGAGAUCAGAGCCUACAGCGCCGAGCUGGACGCGCUCAGCGCUCACGCGGACCGGCUCGAGAGCGCUGGGAUACUCACUUUACAACUUCCAACAGAAGUGGAAGCAGCCCCAGCUCUUGAAGAAGAGGAAUGGGUGAACGAGUCCCGCCUCGUUCCGACAGAAGUAUGGGAAGAGGAAGAAGUGGAGCGGUUAGAACACCGCACCGUCACUGAGGAGCGCUCCGUGCCACAGGUGAAAGCGCUAUACGCGUUCACCGGGCAAGGCAUAUCGAUGGCGAAGGGCGAAGUGAUGUUCCUGAUCAACAAAACGAACCCGGACUGGUGGUCGGUGAGGAAGGCUGACCGCUCCGAUGGGUUCGUGCCCGCCAACUAUGUUAGAGAGAUUGAACCGAGAGUUGUACCGGUACAAGUACGGCGGCCAGAGAAGGUGCGCACAGUGCAGCGCGUGAAGAAGACGGUGCUCGUGAAGCAGGUGGUGCCGGUGCGGCGCGCGCGCGCGGACGCACGCGCGCGCACGCGGCCGCCGCGCGCGCCGCCCGCGCAGCCGCCGCGCGCCGUCAGUGCGAGGAUCGCCGAUAUCAAGCGGGACUAUGACGAGCUGCUAACCCUCUCAGCCGCGCGUCGCGCCCAACUCGAAGACGCGAUCAAGCUGUACAGCUUCUUCGCCGAGUGCGACGAUUUCGACAAAUGGAUCAAGGACAAGGAGAAAAUGCUGCGAGCUGAUGAUGGAGAAGAGAGCGUAGACACUGCCAAGAGGAAGUACGAGAAAUUCGUAACGGACCUCUCGGCCGCCUCCAAACGCCUGGAGCAGAUCGAGGCUGCGGCCGAGGAGCUGGUGGCCACCGCGCACGGGCAGGCCGGGAAGGCCACUGCCAGGAGGCAGCAGCUGAGACAGCAGUGGGAUAGACUGCUCAGGCUUAAACAGCAAAAGGAGAAGAGCCUUGAAGGCGCGUCCAGCGUGGAGCUGUUCAGCCGCACGUGCGACGAGGCGCUGGACUGGAUGGGGGAGAAGGAGCAGCAGCUGGCGGCCGGCGGGGCGCCCGCCGCCGACCUGCGCACCGUGCGCGCGCUGCAGCGCCGGCACGCGCAGCUAGAGCGGGAGCUUGAACCGCUGAGGGAGAAGGUGCACACUGUUAGCCUGCUCGCCGACGACGUGAAGUCCCAGUACCCGAGCGAGCGCGCCAACGUGGAAGCGAGACAGCGCGAGAUCCACGCCGUGUGGGAGCGGUGCCGCGCCGCCGCCGCCGAGCGCCGCGCGCGCCUCGAGAGCGCCGUCGGACACCAGAUCUUCGGCCGCAGUGCCGCCAUGCUGGACGACUGGAUACAGAAAGUGCACGAGCAACUGGCACAGGAAGCGACGGCUAAAGACGUCGCGACGGCGGAGCACCUGCUCAAGGAGCACCGCGAACUGGAAGACGAUAUCAAGGCUCAUGAUGACGAGUUCAAGGAAGUGAUAGGUCUGGGCCGCCAGUUGCUGGGCAACAACCCGUCGCUGGUCGACGUGGCCGACAAGAUCAAGCAUCUGGAGGCCGAGCAGAAAGCCGUUAACAAAGGUUGGGAAGACAAGGACGGCCGCCUCCGCGAGGUGGUGGAGCUGCAGGCCUUCAACCGCGAGGCCGACCAGAUCGACGCGUCCAGCGGCGCGCACGAGGCCUUCCUGGAGUACAGCCAGAGCGGAGCAUCAGUAGACGAAGCAUCAGCCUUACUGAAGCGACACGAGGAGCUUGAAGCGCGUUUAUCCGCGCAGGCCGAGCGGGUACAAGCGCUGCGUCAGCGCGCGGAUAAGCUGGUACAGCGACCGCACCAUGCCGCUCAGCACAUCGGUGCGCGCGUGGCGGGCGUGGCGGAGCGGCGCGGGGCGGUGCGCGCGGCGGCCGCGGGGAGGAGGAGGGCGCUGCUCGCCAACCUGGCGCACCAGCAGUUCUUGGCAUCAACGGAGGAGUUGCAGGCCUGGAUUCAAGACAAGACUCGAACUGCCAAGGAUCAAAGCUACAGGGACCUGGCUAACUUGGAGCGCAAACUCCAAAAACAUGAAGCGUUCGAAGCAGAACUGCAGGCGAACGAGAAACAACUCAGAAAUGUAGACAGCAUCGGCCAAUCCCUGCAGAAGUCGGACCCCGCCCGCGCCGCGGAGGUGGCUCAGCGGCUGGAGGCCGUUCAUACCGCCUGGGAGGCUCUAGUGGCCGCCUCGAGGGACAAGGGCGGCAAGCUGCGACAGGCUGCUCUGCAGAGCCAGCAUAGGAGAUCAGUGGAGGACGCGCGCGCGCGGCUGGUGGACCUGGAGCGCGCGCUACGCAGCGAGGAGACCGGCUCCGACCUGCGCAGCUGCAAACGGCUUCUGACGCAGCAUCAGACUUUGGAGCAAGAGCUAACAACCUGGGAACAAAAGGCGACCGUCCUAGCCAGCCAGGGGGCGGACUUAGUGUCCCUCGGUCAUUUCGACGCGCCGGCCAUCGAGCGCGAGUCCGCGGCGCUGCGCGACGCCGUGCGCGCGCUGCAGCCGCACGCGCAGACCAGGAGGGACAAGCUCACACAGAGCUUACAACUGCACAAGUUCGCCCUGGAGCUCGACGGCGAGCUGGACUGGCUGGCGGAGCGCUCCGGCGCCGCCGCCUCGGAAGCCGUGCCGGCCGACCUGCACGCCGCGCAGGCCGCGCAGAAGAAGCACGCUAAACUGCGCGACGAACUCAAGGGACGGAAGCAGAACAUUGAAAGGGUGCUGGCGCACGGGAAGGAGCAUCAUAACGACGAUGAGAAGAUCGCGUCCCUGUGCAAGAAGUUAGAAGACACGUACGCGGAAGUGUGCGCGGCGGCCGACGCGCGCGCCGCCCGGCUCGACUCGUCGCUGCGCGCGCAGCAGUUCCUGCACGACGCGCUCGAGGUCGACUCCUGGCUCGCUGAUAAGGCUGCCGCCCUGUCUUCUGCGGACGUCGGCAGAGACCGCCACCGUGCCACUCAGCUACUCACGAGACACAAGGCUGUGGAGUUAGAACUGGACACUUACGCCGCCAUCAUCUCGGAGAUGGGCCACUCGGCGGCGUCGAUGGCGGCGAGCGGGCAGACGCACGCGCAGCGCGCGGAGCUGGUGGCGCGGCACGGCGCGCUGCACGCCGCGCUGCAGCGCCUGCAGCGCCUCGCCGCGCAGAGGCAGCGCGCGCUGGUGGAGAGCGUGUGCAGACACGAGUACCUGGCGGAGAGCGCGGAGCUGGAGAGUUGGAUCCAGGAGCAGUUCGCGGCGGCCGCCAGCGAGGACUACGGGCAAGACUACGAGCAUUUACUGAUCCUGCGUUCCAAGUUCGAAGAGCUCCGGCACCGCGUGGAGUCCGGCGCCGAGCGGUUCAGCCAGUGCGAGGAGCUCGCCAAGAAGCUGCUCGCCUCCGAGAGCCCCUACAUCGCCGACAUCGAGCAGAGGCAGGAGGCGCUGGGCGAGUCCUGGCAGCGCCUGGUGGAGCAGAUCCGCUCGCGCGGCACGCGCCUGCACGCCGCCGGCGAGAUCCAUCGCUUCCACCGCGACGUCGCCGAACUGUUAGCUCGAGCUGCUGAUAAAAGAGCUCAGCUGUCUACCCCUGAGCCGCCGAGAGAUCUGCCGGCUGCUGCGGCGCUGCUCAGAGCACAUGAUGCUGCUGAGAAUGAUCUGUUAGCCAUUGAUGCCCAAGUACAGGUCCUUCAAGAAGAGGGUCUGCGUCUCCAACGCCUUUGUCCCGGCGGCAACGUGCAACAGAUCGCGUUGCAGCAACAAGCUCUCACCGACGCGUGGAACAUGUUGCGCGCUGCUGCAGACGCGCGCCGUGCAACACUGCAACAGUAUCUGUCGUUACAACAAUUUAGGCAGCAGGUCCGCGAUCUCGUGUCGUGGUCGGGGUCGCUGCGCUUGGGGCUGGCGCAGGCGCCGCGCGUGCGCGACGCGGUGUCGGCGCAGGCCGCGCGCGCCGAGCACGCCGCCGUGCGCGCCGAGCUGGACGCCAGGGACGACAGCUUCAGGGACGCGCUCAGGGCGGGCCAGCAGCUCGUGCGCCAGCAGCAUCCGACCUCGCAGGAGAUCGAGGAGCAAUGCGCAGCGCUAGUGGAAGAGCGCGCGAAGCUCCACGGCGCGUGGGCGGCGCGGCAGGUGGCGCUGGACCAGCUCAUCGACCUGCACUGCUUCCUGCGCGACGCCAAGCUGUUGCACGCGCACAGCGCCGCGCAAGAAGCCGCCCUCAGCACGGAUAUAUCUCCGACAUGCAGCGUGGAAGAAGUCGACAACAUUCUGAAGAAACACGAAGCCUUCGAAAAGUUGCUCGCUACACAGGACGAGAAGCUGACGACUCUGAACAGCCACGGAGACAAGUUGCUUCAGCAGAAUCAUGUUGAGAGCCAGAAGAUUGCCGACGAGCUGCGCGCCAUCAACGAGAGGAGGCAGAAGCUAUACGAAGCAGCGGCAGCGCGACACAAACUCUUGCUACGUACCCGUGCGCGCGCGCAGUUCGCGCGCGACGCGGCCGAAACGCGAGGCUGGCUCGCUGAUAAGCUGGCCAAACUACACAAUGAUCACCAGCAAGGUGAAGUAACCGACCUGGAAGACAAGAUCAAGAAACUGCAGAAGCACCAGGCCUUCACGGCCGAGCUGGCCGCCAACCGCGCGCGCCUCCAGGAGAUCCAGGCCUUAGCUGAGCAGCUGCGGCCUGAUGAGGAGGUGGAGAAACAGAUGGCGCAGCUUAAGGAAGAUUGGGGGAAGCUGGAGAAAGCUACCGAGGAGAGAGGGCGCGGUCUCGAGGAGGCGCAGGACAUCCUGGAGUUCAACCAGCAUCUGGACAAGAUCAAGGCUUGGAUCCGCGAUAAGGAGAUGAUGGUGCAAGCUCACGAGUUAGGACGCGACUACGAGCACUGCUCGGCGCUCGUCCGGAAACUGGACGACCUCGACUCAGACAUGAAAGUGGACGAACAACGCGUCAAGAGCACCUGCGCGCUCGCCGACCGGCUGCUGCGACAGGGGCCGACGCAGCAAGCAGCAGCAGUGGCGGCGCGGCGCGACUUGUUGCUGGAGAAGUGGCGCGCGCUCAGCGGCAACCUGCAGAAGUACCGCGACGCGCUCGCGGCCGCGCUCGAGAUACACGCAUUCAACAGGGACGUGGAAGACACCGCGGAGCGCAUCGCGAAGAAAGCAGCCCUCUUUAGCAGCAACGAGCGCGGACGCGACUUGGACGCUGCGCAGGAGUUGAAGCGGCGGCAUCUGGCCAGAGCGGCCGAGGCUGGCGCUGUGGGAGACAAGAUCAAGCAGCUGUGUGCAGAGGGAGCCACGCUGCAGAGAAAACAUCCAGAACGCGCCGAGGAGAUCGAGGGUCGGCUGUCGUCCCUCCGCGAGGACUGGGAGCGCCUGCAGCAGCUCGCCGCGACGCGCACCGCGCUACUUGACGACGCCAUCGCUGAACAUAAGUUCGACGAUAGCCUUAAGGAGCUGGAGGUGUGGGUGUCGGAGAGCGUGAAGCGCAUGCGCGGCGGCGCGGCGCCGGAGUCGGCGGCCGACGCGCGCGCCAUGCUCGACACGCACAACGAGAGGAAGACGGAGAUAGACAACCGCCAGAAGAGUAUAGCGGCACUGCAGCACGAGGAACAGAGCCCGGAGAAGCUGAAGAAGCUGACGGAGCUGGCGCAGACCCUCGACCAGGCCUGGCUGCAGCGGGAACAGCACCUCACACAGGCGCACCAGCUGCAGCUGCUUAAGGAGCAAGCGAGACAGACAGAAGACUGGCUCGCGGCCAAGGAGGCCUUCCUGAACAAUGAUGAUCUCGGCGAGAACCUAGACGCCGUGGAAACACUAAUCAGGAAGCACGCAGAGUUCGCCAAGUUACUGGACUCCGGCGUGGCUCGAGUGGAGGAACUGGAGACCUUCGCUCGCUCGUUAUUGGAGGGAGGGCACUACGACCAAGCUUACAUCGAGCGACGACUCGCGGCCAUCUUGGCGAGAAGAGACAAACUCAAGGAGUCGUGCCGCGCGCGUGGCGUGAUGCUGCAGCAGUCCAAGCAGCUGCUGGAGUUCCUGCGCGACCUGGAGCACGAGCAGGAGUGGAUCGCGCUCAAGAUGCAGACCGCCACAGACCACAACUACAGGGAACUGUCGAACCUGCAGAGCAAGAUUCAGAAGCACGCCGCCUUCGAGUCGGAGCUGGCCUCUAACAAGAAGCGUAUAGACGACGUCGCCAACCGCGGCGAGGAGCUCAUAGAGGCGAAGCACUACGCGUCGCAGGAGAUCACUACACACGUAGAAGAGUUGGAGAACCAGUGGAGAGAACUUCAGUCAGCUGUGAAACUCCGCCGUGAGCGGCUGCAGGAGGCGUACCAAGCCCGUGUAUACUUGCGUGGACUAGACGAUUUUACGGCGUGGCUAGAUGACGUCGAGUCGCAACUACUCAGCGAGGACCACGGCAAGGACCUAGCCUCAGUAACAGCCUUACUGAAGCGCCACACACGCCUGGAACAGCAGGUGGCCGGCAAGAGCGACGCGGCAACGCAACUCGCCGACAACGCGCGACAGCUCGCCGACAGUCGGCACUUCAUGGCGCAGGAGAUACUCGCCAAGGCCGACGAGGCAGUCAAGCGGUACCGGCAACUGCAGGAGCCCAUGCAGAUAAGACGAGAUAAUCUGGAAGAUGCUGCGUUACUGCACCGCUGGGACCGCGAUGCCGAUGAGGAGAUGAGAUGGAUGGUGGAGCGCGAGCCUCUAGCGGCGCUGCAGGACACCGGCUCGUCUCUCCAGGAGACGCAGGCGCUGCUCAAGAAACACCUGGCGCUGGAGGCCGAGCUGAUGGCACGAGAGCCGACAGUGCAGGGCGUGUGCGGGCGCGCGGUGGCGCUGGCGCGGCGCGGACACUUCGCCGGCGGAGCCCUGGAGGCGCGCGCGCGGGACCUGGGCGCCGCGCUCAAUGCUCUACAAGCAGCCGCCCGGGCCCGGGGGGCGAGGCUGCAGGCCAGGAAGGAUCUGCUGCAGCUGUCCGGCGAGAUGUCCGAGGCGGGGGCGCUGCUGGCGGCGCGGCGCGCGGCGCUGGAGGCGGCGGACUGCGGCCGCGACGAGGACUCGGCGCUCGCCAAGAGGACCCGGCUGCAGGCGCAGCAGAGGGAGCUCACGGCCGACCAGCCUAAUAUCGACGCGUUGCUGGCGAGGGCGAAAGCCGCGGCGGAACGCGACCCGGAAGACGCGGCAGAAGUAUCUAAACAGGCGGAGUCCCUCAAAGAAAUGUACGAGGAGAUGAAACUGCUGUCCGCCAAGCGGCAGCAGAGGCUGGAACAGAGUCUCAAGUACUUUAAGUUCGUGCAAGAAUGUGCCGAGGCGCAGGAGUGGAUCAGCGAGCAGAUGGGUGCCGCCGCCAGCGAGGACUACGGCCUCGACGUUGAACAUGUCGACACGUUACAACAGGCCUUCGAUAACUUCCUCGCGCAGCUGCACGCGAACGAGGGUCGCAUCGAGGCCGUGUGCGAGGCCGGCGCGGCUCUGCUGGAAGAGAACACGCCGGAGGCCGACCGAGUCCGGACGAGAGUGGACGAUGUUAAGGGCCUAUGGGAAGACCUCAGGGAACUGGCUCUGGCGCGACAAGAGGCGCUGGCGGGCGCGCGGCGCGUGCACGAGUUCGACCGCGCGGCCGACGAGACCGUGGCCUGGAUACUGGAGAAGGAGCCCGCGCUGCGCGCCGAGGCCGGCCGCAGUCUGCAGGCGUUGCGCGCGCAGCGCAGGCGGCUCACCGCGCUCCGGGACGACCUGCACGCCAUCCGGGACCGGCACGAGAAACUCAUUACAGAGGCUGAAGGAUUGGGUGAAGCCUUCCCCGACGCCCGCGAGCACGUCACAUCUAAACUAGAAGAUGUUUCCGAAGCGCUGGAGGCUCUAACUUCGCGCGCAGCCAGCUGCCAGCAGCAGCUGGAGCUGUCUGGACAGCUGCAGGCCUACUUCCAGCAGUACCAGGACCUGCUAGCGUGGACCAACGAAAUGAUCGCAGCAGUAACAGCCCCGGAGCUGGCGCACGACGUGCCCGGCGCCGAGCGGCUGCUGGCGCGACACAAGGAGCUGGGGGACGAGGUGCAGGCCAAGGACGACGCCUUCAACGCCCUCUAUGCCGAUGGCGAAAAACUAGUCCGCGAAGGCCACUUCAUGUCCGCCGACGUCGCCGAGCGCAUGGCGGCGUUGCGAGCUCGUCGCGCCCAACUUGAUGCGGCAUGGGCGGCGAGAGACACAAUAUACCAUCAGCAUUUGGACGCCUUAGUGUUCAGGAGAGACGCUGAUGCACUAGACAACUGGAUAACUAACAAGGUUCCUCUAGUCCGUGACGGAAAAGUGGGCGAGAGCGUGGCACAAGUGGAAGAGCUGCUGGCUCGCCACGCGGAGCUCGAACAAGCCAUACAUUCGCAGCAGGAUCGCGCGCAAGCCCUCACUAGGAUAACGCUGGUGGAGCAAGCCUUCAAGCAACAGCAAGAAUCAGAGCAAGCUGCUCGUGCUUCCACCGCGGCCGCGCACGCCGCCGAGCGCGCGCAGAGACAGCGCCAGCGCGAGGUCGAGCGCAUCGCCGAGCUCAGGAGGAGAGACACCGUGAGCACGGGGUCGACGGAGCCGGCGCCGACGGCGGCGUCCUCGGAGGAGACGCUGUCGCCGGCGCCGCAGUUCGAGCGCCUGCCGCGCGGCGAGCCCGUCAAGCGCGCAGAGAGCAUGAGCGUGAUGAAGACGCCGAAGCGCACGCCGUCGUUCACGACGCGGCGCCGCACGCAGAGCUUCCGGCGCCACCGCCGCGGCGACGUCGAGCUGCCCCCUGUCGAGAUCGAAGGCUACCUGGAGCGCAAGCAGGAGUCGGGAGUGGGCGGCAAGCGCGCCACCGUGCGCUCGUGGCGCUCCUACUACUGCGUGCUGUGCGGACAGCUGCUGUGCUUCUUCAGGGACGAGCUGGACUUCAGCGCCGCCAAGGCCGCCGCGCCGCCGCAGGCCAUCCUCAACGCUCGCUGCGACCCCGCCGGCGACUACACGAAGCGCGCGAACGUGUUCCGGCUGACGUGCGCGGACGGCGCCGAGUACCUGUUCGGCUGCCCAACCCCCGCGCUCAUGCAGGAGUGGGUGGCCAAGCUGUCAUUCCACGCCGCUCUCCCGCCGGAGCUGCAGCUGACGCCGUACGCGCCGCCGGACUCGCCCAAUGCCGAGCUCAAGAGGAGGCUGCAGAGGAGCGCGUCAUCGUCUUCGAACGAGUCUCCCGAGCCACAGCGGCGCGCGCGCACGCAGGCCGAGAUCUUGCAGGAACACCGCGACACCCAGGCCAAGCAGGCCAGCCAGGACCGCAGGAGUGGCGACACACAGGAGAGGAAUAUAGAAUCUUCAGUGUUGCCGUCCUUGCCACCGCGCAAGCAGCCGGGUGCCAGCCAGGAGGACGUCUCCGAUGUCGUUAUGAGGAACUCUGAUUCGUCGUCGUGGGGCCGCUCGCGGUUCUCCAACGGGCGCGACAUCAACUCCGAGUUCAUCAAGUCUCAGCGCGAUGUAGCCGAUGGCGCGCCGCCGCUGCCGCUGUCCGGGCCGCCGGAGCGCCCGCCCGCGCUGCCGGAGCGCCAACACGGCGCCACCGAGCGCCAACACGGCGCCACCGAGCGCCACGCGGGCGCUACCGAGCGCCAACACGGCGCCACCGAGCGCCAACACGGCGUCAGCGAGCGCCACGCGGGCGCCACCGAGCGCCAGCCGGUCUCCGCGCUGGUGAACAGCUACCAGCAGCGCGCCCGCGACCAGAACCGCAACCAGUGGGGCUACGAGAGGACCAACAACAACUGGGGCGUCGAGACGUCGCACUUCUACUCGGCGAGCGAGCUGGCGUACGGCGGCGCAGGCGCAGGCGCAGGCGCGGGCGCGGGCGCGGGCUCGUCGCGGCCCGCGUCCGUGGCGGGCGGCUCCCCCGCGCUAGAUCAGCGCCCGGCCUCCAGAUCAUCGGGGGAGUCCGAGCUGUCCGUCAGCGGAGUCUCCAAGGAGAAGAAGGACAAGAAGGGAGUCUUCGGCGGCCUCUUCAGCCGCAAGAAGCGCAGCAGUUACAUGUAGUCAACCAAUAUACCCCGUGUUUAUACAGGGUGGGCCCGAUAACUAAUUUAGAUUACUCUAAACUGAAAUAAUAAUAAAAAGAAAAAGUGACCAAGGCCUCCAGUGCCCCAGGCUGGAAUUGAACCAGCGUCCUCUGCUAUCGCGGCAGAUGCCUGUACCAUUCGGCCACCGGGCCACGGCGGCAUAGGUCGAAUUUUUCCAAGUAUGUACUUCUUAAAGGCUUUACCCUGACUACUUGGAGUUGAAAAAUUGUAAUGUGUAUUUUUUGCUUGUAUACGUAAAAAUUGAUUACUCUACGAGAUUUUUCUAAUUUACUUAAAUUAGGAAAUGAAAAACUCUAAAUCAUUAUAUUUAAUCAAUCGGAUGUGACUUUUCACUGUCGGUUGCCAAAUGUUAUUACCGUAGCGCGAACAGGUGCUGUGUACAAAAAGCUUGUAACGAAAUUUAAUUUAUUUCUUCCAGAAAAAAAACUCACUAACAACACCAAUGAUGACACAGUUUUACUCAUAAUAUCAUUAGCAAUGGAUGUUUGAACUAUUUUGGGUUAUUGGCGCUCACCAUGUAUUUUACAGAUAAUAAUAUAGCGAUACGAUUGGAGAAAAAAAAAGAAUUUGAAGACAAGUCGUAUAAUUACAAGUGCGUAAAAUAAAAAAUUCGCAACGAGUUGCGAUAAAUUAAUACACAACCGAAGGGAGUGUUUUAAAUCGACACGAGUUGCGAAUUACCUAUUCGCACAUGUAUCGUACAACGUUUUACAGUACAUAUGGCACUUUAAAUUUUCGACAUAGUUACGUAACGGGCUAAUUAUCGCACUAGUGCGGUAAAGUAGCACCAUAUGUACUGUAAAAACGUUUACGAUUUGGUGACAAUAAUAAACGUAACCUUAACUGACCAUUUAAAAUAAUUUUAAUUAGAUAUUUUCGCUUUUAACGCUAUGUUUUUGACACAAGUUUUUGUUCUCGAGGCUGGAUGCUUGCGCUAUAACCUACAGAUGUAGUGCAUUAUUGUUUUCCAUCGUAUUUUCUCGGAAACUUUCCUAUUCGUCAUGCUACUUCAUUCAUCCACAGUACUUUCGUCAUGCUACUUCAUUCAUCCACAGUACUUUCGUCAUGCUACUUCAUUCAUCCACAGUACUUUUUGUACCGAGACUGACUGAAAGAGCGAGACAUGUUCGUAUGUUUCCGUGAAAAUACGAUGAAAAACAAUUAUGUGCCACAUCUGUAUCUAUGUCGUUACUUUAUAAAAAAGUUUUGUUGACAAUGAAACGUUAAAUCGUGUAUAUAGUUUUUUGUUAAUUACUUAACGUCAAAAUCGUGCCUAUUUACAUAAUUAUUAUUGAGAUACCAUAUUUGGUAUCUUUUUACAUAUACAAAAAAUGCAGUAACAAAUUUGUGUUGCUGUUAUUAAAAAAAACUAACAUCAGGGACCAAAUAAAAAAAAAACAAGUUUUUAUUUGUCACAAAAUGGGACCAAUAUUUAUGUCGGUUUUAAAAAUGUAUUUCCAAGCAAUAAUCGACAAUAAUUUUAUUAAUAAGAUAUUAUUUCGUAUUUAAAUCACGUAAUAUGUAUGCAUAAUUUUUAGUGUUGCUAUACGAGCGGACAUGACCGGCCGACGCGGUCCGAACCAAACCAGAUCUGGUCUUUUUAAUCGCCUAUUAUUACAACAAGUAGUAUACUGAGUAUAUACAGCCAGUAUUUUUUUUUAUUAAAGACAUUAUCAAGAAUAUGAUUAGUCGUGUCGGUUCGCGUAGUAACACUUAGUAUUUAAGUUUUUAAAUGUACAUGAAAAAUCAUGACACCUGAGCGAAGAUAUAGUACUUAAUGGAAUAUUCCGAGCAAGUUUUGUACAUUGUGUACAACAUAUGUAACAUGCAUAUUAUGACUGUUUGUGUUCUAAAUAAAUUAAAAAAAGUUUAAAUAGGUAUUUGAAGUGAAACAUGAUAUAUACCCUUAGACCAAUUUAGAGGAACGAAAAAAAAAAAAGUAAUUAAACCUAUUUUUUGGUUUCUCUAAAUGUGUCCAUGAGUGUAUAUUAUCAAAGAGAAUAUUAUAGGAUAGGGGGUUAAUGUCAUAGUAAAUUUUGUAGUCACAGUAAAUUUACUGCCAUCUAUCGACACACGAUUAAAACUAAAAAUGAUCGUACAUAAUGUACAUAUGUAUGGAUGUAUGAUUUUGACCAUGUUCUUUCACUGAUAUGUGUUAAAAUUGUUAAAUAACAAACGAUACCGUCAACGCCAUCUAGCCGAGAAUAGGCCAAAGGUGUAGGCGCCAUCUAUCCGAAAAUCAUUCUUCAAAUUUUCUUGAUUUCCGAGGCACGUGUUUUCCUUAGACUGUAUUCAUCUUAUACGGAGUUACAUAGGUGUUUGAUAUUAUUAUACUUCGCUCAGGUGUUUCGCUUAGAUACCAUCGGCCACACUGUUAACUGAUCCCAAAACCUUAUUACAAAAGGCAUAAGUUCCACCGAUGGACAGUUACGAGUGUUGCCGUUUGUACUAUCAAUGCAUUUUCAUACAACAAUUUCAAUGCUAGCGUAACUUACCUUGUCGUCCAUACAUCACGCACAGGUAAUAAGAGAUACUAUGUACAGUCCAUCAGAUAUCGUAGCGGGGUAAAACCCGAUAAGUCGUGCAAGGUGUAAAACCCGAUGAGUCGUGCAAGGUGUAAAACCCGAUAAGUCGUGCAAAUGGGUUUUUGAAAUUAGAACUAUGUGUGACUUGCGUAGUUCUCAUUUAAGUGACAAAAUAUUGAGACUUAUCAGGUUUGACCGCCCUUAGUUUUUAUAUAUCUGAACUCGACUCUAUUGUCAAGGCUUUAGAGUUCAUAUUCGGAUAUUUUAAACUGUAUGUUGGAGCCUUGACGGCGUGCACUGAAUAACUAUGCGUGUUUCAACAAUACCCUACAAUCCUAUUUCCCCUUUCAUAUUAUAGAAAUGUUCGUUGAUUUUUACAAUUUUAUCGCUGUUAUUUUGACAAUGUAACGUUACGCGGUGUUGAAGUGUCGCGCAAUAUGUGCCAUUUUCAACCAAAAGGGUACUUAUCGCUUGUCAGUAAGGCGCUAUUUCCAUAUAGCUUCAAUUUGAAAUCAACCUUAUCGACAAGCGACAAUGUGGUACCUUUUGGUUGAAAACGUCACAUAUUGCGCAGUAAGUUUCAAAGAAAUCAGCUUAUAAUCUUAGAGAAGUAUGCUUGAGAGAAAGUAUGUUUGUACUAAAACCCCAUAAAGGUAUGAGUAUAGAUUUUUAUUCUACUGUUAAAAGUCCUCGUGUUGUUUACAUGUCUGAUUUAGAAUUCAAAUCAGAAUUAAUUAUUUAACCUGUAAACUAGUAGAUUUCUUAAUUUUUAGAGUUAUACUGUGUUUACACGUUCUGCGAUCCGAAUAUAAAACCAAUACUAUAUGAAAAUGCAUUCUUAUGAAUACUGGACGUUAAUAUUAAAACUCUGCUGUAUUUUUCUUAUGUUAUUACAUUUAAGCUUCUAGUUGUUAAUGUGAAAUAUAUUUUUAUGUAUUA